AUUUCAUUUUCAAUCCCAUUCGUUUCAGUUAUAACUUAUAACUUAAGCAUAAGGCUAUUUCUUCUUGUAUUUUGUUUCUCAUUUCUACAUUUUAUAAAUUGGUGCCCUUUCUUGUCUGUGUAUAUUCUAGGCCAAAAUUUUUUGCUUUUUGUCUAAAAAAGAUUGGUUUUUGUUCCUUAUAUUCUUCCUCCUCCUUGCUAUGGAAUGAGAAAACUUGGACACUAUCACAAGUGUGUUGCCUUGCUCUUUAUUUUGAUAUUCUAUUCUAUGAAGAUUUAUGUUCUGUUCUGUGAAAGAAAAUGCAUAGAAAUUUAGUUGUUAACCCUUUUGAAAAUUGAAGCCUCUUGUGUUCUCUGCUUUUUCUACAUAAGUUUAGUUUUCCAAUGCAUAGUUUAUGGAUUAAAUUAAUGUCAGGAGCCUCAGAGUUUGAUGUUGUCAAUGUGAUUCUUGAGGAGGGACCAAUCAUCCUACAUAUUUUUAGUAUAUUCUAUCACUUGGUUUCACAUCUGGGUUUCAAACCCAUUCAUAUAGCUUCCGGCAGCAUUUGAGCCAGUACUAUAGGUACCAGCUUGGAACAUUAAGUUGUAAAUUCUAUAAUACUUCUACUUGAGAGAAUCUUCAGGAUUAUGUGUACAAUUGACUAUUAUUAUAGAACUAAGAAUAUCAUGUCAGAUCUAGAAUGAAGGAGGAAAGAAUCUGAUACGUUAGUUUCCAUCUGAUGAUAUUUUGGUUCAAGAACUGAGAGAGAUGGGGUGUUGUGUUUCAACAAGCAGUAAGAGCAGUUGUAGUAGUAAGAGCAAUGGAGACUCAGACUCUCCAUCUUGUUUAGAAAUCGGUUUCUGUGGUCAAAAGAAAGCAAGGAGAACAUUCUCUGAUCAUGUUGUUUCUCUGCAUCAGUUAUCAUCCUUACCAAACAGGAUUUUCUCCAAUGGAAAGAGCCGGUCUUCUUGCAUAUUUACGCAGCAGGGCCGUAAGGGUGUUAAUCAGGAUGCCAUGAUUGUAUGGGAAGAUUUCAUGGCAGAAGAUGUGACCUUCUGUGGUGUAUUUGAUGGCCAUGGUCCUCAUGGUCACCUUGUUGCACGCAAAGUUAGGGAUUCCCUGCCUAUCAAACUUCUUUCUUUUUUGCAUUCCGGUGAAUCGAGGCGAAACGGAUCAGGGAAAGCUUCUUUCAAAGGGAAUAUAAAGCCUGACACUGAAGAGUCUGAGAAAGAUUGCUCUGAUGAGGAUAAACUACAUUCCAUGUGGAGAGAAGCUUUCAUGAAGGCAUAUAAGGCCAUGGACAAAGAGCUGAGGUCUCAUCCGAAUCUGGAUUGUUUCUGUAGUGGGAGCACGUCUGUAACUAUAGUGAAGCAGGGAUCAAAUCUGUUCAUGAGCAACAUAGGGGAUUCCCGAGCAAUCAUGGGAUCCAAGGACAGCAAUGACUCCAUGGUGGCAAUUCAGUUGACAAUUGAUUUGAAACCUGAUUUGCCAAGGGAAGCUGAAAGAAUCAAAAGGUGCAAGGGCAGGGUAUUUGCCUUGCAAGAUGAACCAGAAGUUCCAAGGGUGUGGUUACCUUUUGAUGAUGCACCUGGAUUAGCAAUGGCUAGAGCAUUUGGCGAUUUUUGUUUGAAGGAUUACGGUGUCAUUUCUAUACCAGAAUUUUCUCACCGGCUUCUUACAGACAAAGACGAGUUCAUUGUUCUUGCCUCGGAUGGAGUCUGGGAUGUGUUAAGCAAUGAAGAGGUGGUUGAGAUAGUAUCCACGGCACCAACUCGAGCAUCAGCAGCAAGGGUUCUGGUGGAUUCUGCGGCCCGAGAGUGGAAACUCAAAUAUCCCACGUCAAAGAUGGAUGAUUGUGCUGUUGUAUGCCUUUUUUUGGAUGGUAAAAUGGAUGUGGAAUCUGAUUGUGAUGAGCAAUGCUAUUCUUCUGCAACAAUCCAAAGCAACCAUUCGGGUAAUCCAGUUGAGUCAGAUGACGGUCAAACGACCGAGCCUUCUUUGCAAAGGAACUUCACUGUACGAACCUCGGAAGAAAAACAAACCUAUGGAGGAAUAUCUGUUGAUGGUGAGGAUGGAGCUUCAGCAGCAGCAGCAGCAGCUGAAGAUCAAAAUUGGUCGGGUUUGGAAGGUGUCACCCGAGUAAACUCAUUGGUCCAACUUCCUAGAUUUUCUGAGGAAAAGCAAAAGCAAGCCUCAUAGAAUAUUUAUUGGUUUGGUGAGAACAUUUCAUUGUAAUACCUUUGUCAAAACAGGGAAUUCAAGGAGGAAAAUCUUUCAGUGGUUU
Messenger RNA from Arachis duranensis, 2263 nucleotides. Its product is annotated as probable protein phosphatase 2C 52. Lineage: Eukaryota; Viridiplantae; Streptophyta; Magnoliopsida; Fabales; Fabaceae. The record is from RefSeq and is a predicted model, not a curated record. Gene Ontology annotation, molecular function: protein serine/threonine phosphatase activity. The coding region runs from base 748 to 2178 and encodes 476 amino acids. The transcript has 6 exons. Gene Ontology annotation, biological process: protein dephosphorylation.